Molecule: messenger RNA, 2753 nt
Organism: Folsomia candida
Lineage: Eukaryota; Metazoa; Arthropoda; Collembola; Entomobryomorpha; Isotomidae
Product: mitochondrial intermediate peptidase
Exons: 11
Coding region: 247-2355 (702 amino acids)
Biological process (GO): peptide metabolic process
Cellular component (GO): mitochondrion
Molecular function (GO): metalloendopeptidase activity
Source: RefSeq, a predicted model, not a curated record
AAUAGUUUUGUAAAUAUUUCCGUCUCUCUUGUCACUCAAAUUGGGGAAAUAAAUAUAUUUAGUUAAUUGAAGUUGUAAUUUGUGCGUUUUAAUUGCAAAAUUAGUCAUUUGUCCAACUUUGAUUGGAGAUAAUGGGGUGAUAACUUUACUGAGGUAGUAAUUCACUGUAAUUCCAUUCAUUUGACCGAAAACAGACGACAAAGAACGUUAUCUUAUCGUGCUACGACAAUAAAACUACAAUUAUCCAUGAUGACGAGCAUUUAUGGCUGUCGCGGUCGUCAAUUAGCCUUAUUUCGACAAUAUCUCAUCUCUUUUUCGUCCCGAUCACAUCGAAAUCUUACGACGUGGUCACCACUCGCGACCUCUUUCAAUUCGAAGCCUUCCAAAAAAUUGUCUGGGUUUUUAAAUAAGCAAGGCCUCUUUGGAAUUGAAGAACUUCGCGACCCCAACGGUUUUCACCUGCUCAAAGAAAGCGCAAUCCUAGAAUGCGACACCCUCGUGAAAGAAUGCCUCUCGCCCAAUAGGAAGAGAAAACUCGUCGAAAUAUUUGACCACUUGUCCAACUCGUUAUGCAAAGUGGCCGACAUGGCGGAAUUUGUCCGAGUUGCACACCCCUCCGAACUUUUCGGUAGUGCGGCAGAGGAUGCUUGUCUCUCGGUGAGUCGCCUUGUAGAAAAGCUGAACACUGACCGCAGCCUAUACCUCGCGCUCAAAGGGUCGACCGGAGGAAGGGAUGUGAAACCACUCAGCGCCGUGGAUGAACAUGUCGCACAACUUUUUCUCUUCGAUUUCGAACAGAGUGGGAUUCACCUGGAUGCCGAGAAGAGAUCAAGGGUCGUUUAUCUUAAUGAUUUAAUUUUAUACACGGGACAACAGUUUGCGACGAACGCUAUGCGACCAGCGGCAAUUAGUAAAGACAGAUUGCCGGCGAAUAUUCGUUCUUUCUUUCCUACCGAAAAUGGAAACAUUUUAGUAACUGGACUGUUUUCGGAUGCGACAUCGGAAGCCGCGAGGGAGGCAGCGUAUCGAGUUUAUUUGCACCCAGACCAAAAACAGGACGAACUUUUAGUUAAUCUACUCACGGCGAGACACGAACUUGCGGAGGUUUGUGGAUUUCCGAGUUAUGCCCACAGAGCACUUCAAGGCAGUCUCGCUGAGAAGCCUUCCCUCGUCGCAAACUUUUUAGAACAUUUGGCUGACAAGUUGGGUCAACGAGCGGAGCGAGAUUUCUAUCGAAUGUCGAAAAUGAAACAGAGCGUCGUACAAGUCUGGGACCCUCCAUACCUCACUGUUGAAGCGAAAAAGAACUUGUUUAACGUUGACCGAAACGAUUUCAUGCCGUACCUCUCACUUGGAGCGUGCAUGGAGGGGCUUAACUUGUUGGGGUUGCAAUUAUUCAAUAUUGAACUCGUCCCACAAGAAAUUCUUCCCGGGGAGACGUGGUCACCGGAAGUGUACAAGAUUUCAGUUGUCCACAAGACUGACGGAGUUUUAGGUGAUAUUUACUGCGACUUUUAUGAACGGGAUGGGAAACCACAUCAAGACUGUCAUUUUACUAUUCAGGGAGGAAAAGAGUUGGAAGAUGGAACUUAUCAGAAUCCAAUUGUCGUCCUCAUGCUUAAUUUUCCUCCCCCAAUCGGAUCGCUCCCUUCACUUCUUACGCCAGCCAUGGUAGACAAUCUGUUUCACGAAAUGGGUCACGCGCUCCACUCUAUGUUGGCGAGGACGAGAUAUCAGCACGUCACAGGGACGCGAUGUACCACUGAUUUCGCGGAAGUUCCCUCCAUUCUGAUGGAAUAUUUCGCCUCUGAUCCUCGUGUCCUCGCCACAUUUGCGCGACACUUCCAGACCGGUGAAGUCAUGCCGGAAGAGUUGCGGAUGAAAUAUUCUAUGGCAAAACAUGUCUUUGCCGCUUCGGAAAUGCAAAUCCAAAACUUUUACGCUGCUCUAGACCAAAAAUUACACACUGGUAAAUUCCCCCUCGAGAAACCAACUAUUGAAAUUAUGGAAGAGGUUCACACCAAAUUUUACGGGAUUCCUUACGUUCAUAAUACAGCCUGGCACCUCCGUUUUUCACACUUGGUCGGCUAUGGUGCCAAAUACUACUCCUACCUCAUGUCUCGUGCCGUGGCGUCUUGGAUCUGGCUGGAAUAUUUUCAAGAAGAUCCCUUCAACGCGACGAACGGGGAACGUUACAAGUCCGAAGUGCUCUCGCAUGGCGGCGGAAUCCCAGCGAAGCAACUAGUCUCCAACUUUUUAGGAAAAGCAAUCACUCCCGAGAGUCUCACACAGGCUUUAACCAUUGACCUCGACAUGAACCAGAAACGCUUAGACAAUUUUUUGGACGCUAGAUAAACAGAAGGUCAAUAAAUACAUACAUCGUAGUCAGGACAGAUUAUAAUAACGCAAUUUUCGCGUUAUUUAGACUAAAAAUAUGUAAAAUAGUCCAAUCAAGAGUGACUGGUUUGGCUUCCAUAUGUGAUAAUAUGUAAUUAACUAUUUGUUGGUAGGAACGCGACUUAUGUAGCCUUAUUUAGCAGCCUUAAAUUCUCUGUUGUGUCAAACUAUACAUAUACUUCUUCCUCCUUCUCUACUAACUGUGUACGUACCGCAUUAACAUUUACAUUACCAAAAAUAUUUUGUACUUUAUACCCAACAUAAAAAUAUUAUUUAUGUACUACUUCACCUUUAAACGUUAACAUAUAAUGAUCAAAACAAUACAAUAAAAAGGUCUUCAAGUAAAAAAAAAAUGA